AUGGCGCUGCGCAGCUCAACGGAGAUGUUUGAUGAGGCCCGCCGCAUCGGCCAGCAGCUCCAGGUCGAUUUCGAUCGCUACGACCGCCGACAGGAGAUUUUUCGUAAGAAGUUUGCCGCGGAGACGCGCAAGCAGCACCAAGGAAUCUGCGAUGGCGCCGUCACGAACAGCGCGAUCUCUUCCAGUGUUGCCGCGCUGUUGUUCUCGCAGCAUGAUGAAAAUUCUCAAGAGAAAGACGACGAUGAUAUCAAUAGCCGCAGCAAUAGCAGACGCUCACGCGGUUCGAUCAAUGCAGGCACUGCGAGGCGGGGAGUUACCACCGACAAGGACAAGCACCCUGACGUAUUUCGUGCUCUUUCGAGCUUCUACAACCCUCCAGACGCGGCGACUGAUGUGGUGUGCGAGCUAUGCUUCGGCUUUCGAAGCGCCACGAUGGUCCAGCCCUUGCCAACACCCUGGAUAGAGUACUGUGAUGAAACAACGGGGAAGCACUACUUCUACGACUCAAGCACGCGACAAGUCCGAUGGCACCCGCCACCAGCUACCGAUGCGCUUAGUGUGCUGGUGUUUGAGCGUACUAACUCGAUUUACACGGUCUGCCACUGCAUUCCAUCCAACGAGCGACGGCGACGGCUCAUGCAGAAGUUCCGGGAACACGCAAUGCAAAUGGCAAGAGAAGAGGUCGAAAAGCGCGACCGUCAUCUCCGUGGCGCCUUCAUUUCCCUGGCCAUGUCACUAGUUCCAUUCUCCGGAGAGCCAAAACAGCAAUAA
Molecule: messenger RNA, 771 nt
Organism: Phytophthora nicotianae INRA-310
Lineage: Eukaryota; Oomycota; Peronosporomycetes; Peronosporales; Peronosporaceae
Exons: 1
Coding region: 1-771 (256 amino acids)
Molecular function (GO): protein binding
Source: RefSeq, a predicted model, not a curated record